Molecule: messenger RNA, 561 nt
Organism: Nerophis lumbriciformis (worm pipefish)
Lineage: Eukaryota; Metazoa; Chordata; Actinopteri; Syngnathiformes; Syngnathidae
Source: RefSeq, a predicted model, not a curated record
AUGGCGCUCAUGAGGUCAGGCUGGCUUUGGAGACAGACAUCUGUGCUGAAGCGCUGGAAGUUGAACUGGUGUGACCUAUGGGUGGAUGGCAGCCUUUGCUUCUACAAGAGCGAUAGUCGGCGAGAACUGGAGCACCGCGUCAACCUCAAAUUCACAUGUGUAGAUGUGCGCAGUGGCCUAGAGUGUCGAGGGGUGACGCCUCCUGAAACUAACCCCCAGGAGAAUAUCAUCGUUGUGCAGUUCAAGGACAGCUCAACAAUGAACCUCUGCGCUAACAGUGAGGACGAAUCUGUGGCGUGGAAACUGACAAUGCUUGAGACCAGGAGAAACUCGGUGUUUACGUAUGACCCCUACGAUGAUUCUUAUCAUGCCAUACCCCUGAACAAUUAUCACACAGUCUACCUGACACCCGGAGUAGGACCAGGUAGCACCCAUCAUGUGAUUGUUCAGAGAGACCCCUUCGACGGAGUGUUUGACCACCUCGCCAUGGGAUUACUGGCGGGCAUGGCGGCAGGUGCCGCCAUGCGCUCCUUCCUCUGGGCACCCAUGUUCUUCUGCUGA